Messenger RNA from Colletotrichum navitas, 1085 nucleotides. RefSeq lists its product as uncharacterized. The record is from RefSeq and is a predicted model, not a curated record. Bases 307 to 912 code for a protein of 201 amino acids. Lineage: Eukaryota; Fungi; Ascomycota; Sordariomycetes; Glomerellales; Glomerellaceae. The transcript is spliced from 2 exons.
AGCGCCCCUCGCAACUGCCUCCCUGCCCCGGCCCCCCGCCUCAGCGCCCUCUUCCUGCUCUGCCCAAACGGGGUUAAAGAGUCUCGGGUCGACAACAGCCUCGCGCAACAAACAACCUGACAAUGACCAACAUUCCUGGCCUUUUGGGGCCGUGAUCCGAGAAAACCAUCACCCACCAUUGCAGCCGCCCUAGUUCCUGUAUUAUCCAUUGCGAUCGAAUGCAACAACGCCUCGUCGGCCUGUCCUCCCUGUCAGCCGGCAUGGAACUGGACGGCUGACAGGAUAUGCACGCCAUCCGCGCAUCCCAUGUGUUGGACAUGCACACAUGCAUCCCACCCACUCGACCAACCAACUACAACCAAACCCGCACACCACCUUGAACGGAAGAACUCGCCAGCCAGCUUUAGCCACCUUCGCCAAAACUUGGCUCAAUGCAACCGCUCUCAAGGACCGGGCAAACAUCAUCAUCCUACCUCCGUCGACGGGGCGUAUGAGUUGCCCUGGGGCCGUUUCCCCAACGAGCCUCUCUGCCAACCCCCGUCCUCCCUUUCUCUGCUUUCGUGCCGGCCCGCGUCCCCAAGAGCUGGGCUCCUGCACGCGACGCCGAGAACACGCAACAGCUCAUACCACCCACUUGGCUUCAUCGUCGAUUGCAAGACACUCUGCAAUAUUACAUCGCCCUACUACCUUGUAAAACAACCACCAUCGUCCCUCAUUCUUGACUACCCCUCGUCAUCGAGCGGUGUGCUAUUCAACAACACAAUCACCAACUAUCUUUUAAUCCAUGACCUACCAACGGAACGAGCAAAGCAUCAUUACGGGACCCAGGAACACACACUUCAACGUCACUCUUCACGCAUCGACGCACCACCACCACCACCACCACCACCACAUCAACUCAUGUAUCAUUAGAAGGGAGCACUGUCGGAGAGGUUUCCGAACCCUUUCCAUUUUCUCACUUUGUCGUCGCCGAUACCCCCCUUCCCUUUCUCAGAGAGACGGAUGGAUUCGACGGAAAGUUUUAGCUAUGAGCGAUUAUAAAAAGUUGGCCCAAGGAAGGGUCAAAGGAGUUUUGUUUUUUCUUU